This is a messenger RNA of Helianthus annuus (common sunflower), 1735 nucleotides long. RefSeq names its product beta-amylase 2, chloroplastic. Gene Ontology annotation, biological process: polysaccharide catabolic process. The coding region runs from base 180 to 1607 and encodes 475 amino acids. Gene Ontology annotation, molecular function: beta-amylase activity. The transcript is spliced from 9 exons. The record is from RefSeq and is a predicted model, not a curated record. Lineage: Eukaryota; Viridiplantae; Streptophyta; Magnoliopsida; Asterales; Asteraceae.
ACAUCUGAAAAAACAAACAACACCUUAGUUCUAGAAUUGAUUUUCUUGAAGUUUCCUUUUUAUUUUCAAAACAUGAAGGGCUUAAAUGGCAAUUAAAGAAAUCGAUGAUACAUAUAUAUAUUAGAUACCCAGUUACUCAUGCAGUUAGUUAUUUGGUUUUGCGUUAGGGUUUGUUCGCUAUGGCUCGUACAAUUACUCAUCGUCGCGGAUAUAAUUAUCUAUCCAGAAACAGACUCUCGAGGGAACAAGCGGCUACGAUAAACGAGUCGUUUGCCAGAAUGCGGCAUAGUAUACGCGAAAAAUAUCGCAAGAAGAAAAUCAUCAAGAGACCUAGAACAAAUUAUUCAGGCACAGAACCUGUUACUGUUUAUGUAGUGCUACCGUUGGGGAUCAUCAACAUGCAAUGUGAGCUGGUUUAUAGUCCUGAUGAUCUGAUGAGUCAACUAACAACACUCGAGUCAAUUGGAGUUGAUGGUAUAACCGUUAAUAUCUGGUGGGGAAUUGUUGAGGCCAACAAGCCCCGAGACUACAAUUGGGAAGGUUACAAGCAACUCUUUUCGAUAAUCCGUCAGUUGGGUUUUAAGAUACAGGUUUUAAUGUCAUUUCAUGAAUGUGUUGUUGAUGAUGCUCACAUUCCAUUGCCUAAAUGGAUUAAAGAGAUUGGCCAAAACAACCCAGAUAUCUAUUUCAAAGACAGUGUAGGAAGACGAAACACUGAAACCCUUUCUUGGGGAAUUGAUGAGGAGCGUGUUUUGGGAGACCGUACUGCUGUGGAGGUAUACACUGACUAUAUGAGAAGCUUUCGGGAUGAAUUUGAUGAAUUAUUCCAGGAUUUAAGCAUUUUCAAGGUUGAAGUUGGUUUAGGUGCUUGCGGAGAAUUGCGUUACCCCCCAUCUUUCUCUGGUGAAUUCCAGUGCUAUGAUAAAUACCUAAGAAAGUCUCUUGAGAAAGCUGCAGAAACAGCACAAGACUCUAGUUGGGGUACACCACCUGAUUGUUCAACAUUCUAUUGUGACGAUCAUGACUACGAUAGCCCGCGUGGUACCUUUUUUUUAAAAUGGUACUCCCAAUAUCUCAUUGAUCAUGGUGUCAGGGUACUAAAGAUGGCUGUGCCGUUAUUUGAACCUGCUCAGACUUAUGUAAAGUUAUCAAGUAUGCAUUCGGGGUACGCAACUGACAACCAGGCUGAACGGGCAGCUGGAUUCUAUGAUGGCUAUGAUCCAAUUGGUACAAUGUUAAGGUGGCAUGAUGCUCAUUUAAACUUUACAUGUGUUGAACCCGAUGAGUUUGUUUGCAAGGUAGAGGAGGCUGGAUGGGUUUCUGGUAUAGCUGUUUCAGGUCAAAACGCGUUUCCAUGCUAUGAUAGGCAAGGAUACGGGAAGAUACUAGAAGUUGCAAAACCAAGAAAUGACCCUUUUGAUAGAUGUAUAUAUUCUUUUACCUACCGUGGCCUCGAUCAAACUCUCCUUGAACAACACAACUUAAGAGAAUUUGAACUCUUUGUCAAGAAAAUGCAUGGAACCAUAAAGAAAUAUGAAGAUCUCAUUCUUGAUGAUCCUGUUGCUUUGCGCACUAGAGCGGGAUUAAAGAAAUCUGAACGUGUUUGAUGCCUAAAUUUUCGAUAACUUGUUUAGUGUUUAAUGUUUGAUCUUUGGACAACUUGUUCCUAAAGGUCAAACCAUGUGACUAUUGGUGAUGAUUUGCUUUUUAUUUUCAACCCUUUGGGUUUUGGUUU